AUGAUGUCCGCCGUCGCAUCGUCUUUCCCCUCGCGCGGCCACGCGGCGCCGUUCGGCGGCUCGAGGGCACUACCACCGCCGUCUACGCGGCGCAGCACGUCCCUCCGCCGUCCGCGCGUCUCGGCGCUCGGUGGGGGCCUCGAGGGAGAGGCGGGGAAGAUACUGGAUCCGCGCGCCACGCCGUUCCAGAUCCUCGGCCUCGACGCCACCACUGCCUUCUACUCCGCCGCUCAACUCAAGGCCGCCUUUCGCGCCCGGGUGAAGGAAUUCCAUCCUGAUGUUUGCAAGGACCCAGAAAACGCAGAUUUAAUAAUGAGGCGAGUGAUCGAGGCCUAUCAGAUGUUAUCUGGCAACCAAGAAAUGAUGGUUGAAAGGAAUAAUGUUGACACAUUUGAUGAACCUGAGUGUGAAGCCCGUGACAUAUUUGUCAAUGAACUUCUAUGCAUUGGCACUGGAUGCCCAUAUUCUUGUGUUAAAAGGGCACCUCAUGUGUUUUCAUUUUCAGAUGAUAUUGGUACAGCUCGUGCAAUAUCUCAAGGUAAUGGAGAAGAUGACCUUGUUCAGCUCGCUGUUGGGCAGUGUCCAAGAAAGUGCAUAUACUAUGUGACGCCUUGCCAACGCACUAUUUUGGAGGAUGUUCUUGCUAGUGUGUUGAUGGCGCCUUACGAUCUCGCUGAAGCAGCAGUUCUGGAUUCCCUCCUUUCGAAAGCAAAGUUUGAGAAUAACAGGUACAGGAAGCCCAAAAGAGGAGCAAAAUCAUCCUCCGAUUAUGUUGAUUGGAUGUGA
Molecule: messenger RNA, 786 nt
Organism: Miscanthus lutarioriparius
Lineage: Eukaryota; Viridiplantae; Streptophyta; Magnoliopsida; Poales; Poaceae
Source: the annotation of a GenBank genome assembly